GACUUGUUUAGUGCUGGCCUUCAUGUCUGCGCAUGUCUACAGUUAAAGGCUCAGACUGUGAACGCAGCUUGCGCCUGUGUUGCAUUCAUAUGCAGUGUGUGUUUUGAAAUAAGGCAGUGCCGUGCCAGUGCGACGUCACUCUGAAUUCAAAGGUUGCUGAAGAUCAGUGAGUGCAGAGCAGAGCUGACCUGUUGACAGAAAAGAUGGAACGCAUCUCUUUCCCGCCACUGUCCCGUGUUGCCAUUUGUGGCGGUACCCACGGAAAUGAGAUGUCAGGGGUGUACAUGGUGAGAGACAUGCAGAAACGGAAGGUAGAUCGGGCUGGAUCGGCUUCUAUAACCACCGUCCUGUCGAACCCACACGCUGUGGAUGCUUGCAGAAGAUACAUAGACCAAGAUAUCAAUCGCUGUUUCACAGCUGCCUUGUUGAGUGCCCCCAUAACAGACUCCUCACCCUACGAGCUGAGGCGAGCACAGGAGCUGAACGCUCAGCUGGGGCCCAAAGGAAGCCAAGAGGCCGUGGAUCUACUCUGUGAUAUCCACAACACCACAUCCAACAUGGGCCUGUGCCUCAUCUUAUACUCUGUAGACUACAUCACCCUGCACAUUUACAAAUACAUACAGAGCAAGAUGACCUCCAUGCCGGUGAGAGCAAUCCAGCUGGAUAUACCACUUCCUGAGGCGUAUUCCUUUGAAUCGGUGGGCAAACACGGCUUCGCGCUAGAGGUCGGCCCUCAACCCAACGGUGUGGUCAGAGCUGAUAUCUAUAACAUGGUGAAGGAGGCAGUGGAUCUCACAAUGGAGUGGCUUCAGGCAUUCAAUUCUGGGCGUACUUUUGAGGGAGGUGAGGUGGAAGCAUACACUACAGAGAGGAGUGUAGACUACCCGAGGGAUCCUACAACCAAUGAGAUUACUGCUGCCAUACACCCCCAGCUGCAGGAUAACGACUUCAAGCUUCUCCGACCAGGCGACCCCACGUUCCUGACAUUUUCUGGAGAGACGGUGAAGCACGAAGGACAAGAAUUGUACCCUUUCUUUAUAAAUGAAUGUGCCUACUACGAGAAGAAGAUUGCUUUCCAUUUAGCCAAGAAGAUCACUCUGAACUUUCCGCCCGUAAGUGUGAAGAAGGACUGAGAGCGGAGACAGAAUGAGCCCAAUGUAAUUGCUCUAGAGAGUUUUGAAUUAUGACGCACACUUUUUGUUUUAAUCAUGUUUUAAUCAUUUCAAAUGAGGAAAUGAGAUUUAUGCAAUGAAUCAACGCUAUGAUAAGCUCGUUAUGCUGUAUGGAGUUCUGCAACAGUACUUCCUCUGUGAGGCUUUAACGAAGGAUCAGGUUUCAGAGCAGAGUUGUUUUUGUAUUUGAAUGAAUGAUUUUGCACAGGUAUAUAAACUAAAACUUGACUUUCAAUGUUUCUUUUGCACUGUGGCAAUGAUGCAAAACACCAUGUUUGAAUUAACGGAAAUGUGGACAGCAUGAAGUAUUAGAUGGCGUGUUUUGAUGUGAUUACGAUCUCUAGAAGAGUUGACAAAAACUGAACAACAGGCCUCACUCACCAUGACAAUUGAAAUGACGGUCAUACGUCACGUGGAUUUCCAGUUUCCACCUUUUUUUCGGACUACUGAAUUUUGCACAGACAUGACAUUACGAUGAUGUCAGAUUUCUAAAUUGCUUUUCUCUGCUCAAUGAAAGGUGAAAGAAUAUAAAUCCUCCAUGAAUAUAAAUAAUAAUAAAAAUAGAGAAAGUUAUAACUUAAAACAUUUUUGAUGCAAUACUACUGCCACAGAAUAAUAUGUCAGAGGGGACAGAUGAGAGUGAGACCCUUGACAUCAACACCGACACCAAAAGUUUGAGUGCCAGAGCGGCAGUUUUCAGAUUCUGAUGAUAGAUAUUAUCGUUAUCAUGAAUUGUUUGGGCCACGAUAAUCUUGAAGUGAAAAUGAUGAAACUGUGAGAGGCCUAAAAAGGAUGUAUGAUAAUGUGACGCACAUUGCUAAUGCGGCUAAAAAAAUGUCAAUAGCAAAGCAAAAGAUCAGAAAAAACACAAAGCCAACAACAGAAGUAGGCAAAUGUCAAAUGUAUUAAUACAGAAACAGGUACAGUGUGCUUCAGAAAACAUAAAAACAUUUACAAAAGCUGGAGUGUGUACACAUUAGACGAGUAACAAAACAUUGUGACACUAAAAUAUCACAACUUGUAUUCUGGUGCCAAGAAAUGAGUCAGUUUGGAAUUUUUACAUGAAAAAUUAUUUCAUUUUCCACACAAAUGUUAAGUGUAAAGUCGUAGAUUUAUGAGCACUUACAAAUUAAGUUUUUGUAAAUUCAAUUGCAAUUCAAAAGAGGUUGACAGUGGAGUAUCACCAACAAACAUUUACAAGACUUUAAA
Molecule: messenger RNA, 2381 nt
Organism: Acanthopagrus latus (yellowfin seabream)
Lineage: Eukaryota; Metazoa; Chordata; Actinopteri; Spariformes; Sparidae
Product: N-acyl-aromatic-L-amino acid amidohydrolase (carboxylate-forming) B-like
Exons: 7
Coding region: 204-1133 (309 amino acids)
Molecular function (GO): aminoacylase activity; hydrolase activity, acting on ester bonds
Source: RefSeq, a predicted model, not a curated record